This is a messenger RNA of Tachysurus vachellii, 2839 nucleotides long. RefSeq names its product chromosome 20 C21orf91 homolog (gene c20h21orf91). The transcript is spliced from 5 exons. NCBI's taxonomy places the organism in Eukaryota, Metazoa, Chordata, Actinopteri, Siluriformes, Bagridae. The record is from RefSeq and is a predicted model, not a curated record. The coding region runs from base 142 to 927 and encodes 261 amino acids.
AUCUGGCAACCCUGCUCUUUCCGCCACUCUUCAAUAACAUCACUGGGACUCUACCGAGAGAGCGUGGGCUUUGAGGAGAACAGACGUUUACGUCUUAUAGUUCGUCUCGAGGACUUUACUGACAUCGUCAAAUAAGGUGCAAUGGUGGAAGAGGAGCAAUUUGUGAAUAUAGACUUGAAUGAUGACAACAUCUGUACCAUCUGUAAGCUGGACACAGACACUGGAACGCUGUCCUUCUGUCACGUCUGCUUCGAGCUGAGCAUUGAGGGUGUGCCCACUGCCUCUCUGCUGCACUCCACAUCUUUGCGUGGGCACAGGGACUGCUUUGAGAAGUACCAUCUCAUUGCCAACCAGAAGGUCUCACAUGCCAAGGCCUCACGCAGUACCUAUGAGGGUGUCAAGCGGGCACUCAGCCAGCAGCUCAGACGCAUUGUGCAGUAUGCCCAGAACAGAGACUCUGGCUCCAAGCACCAGCUCCUGUUUCACACACAGCAGGGUGACAGGAACUUGAUGCCCCAGUCAUGUGCCCAGGUCCCUCGAUAUGCCCCUCGCUGGGUGGAGGGUACGUGUUCAGGUAAAUCAGAGGAUCUGGAACUCGUGCAGGACUCUGGGCAGCUCUGGGGCAAUGGUCAAAAGCACACAUUGCAGGGAGGAGGAGCAGAUCAGCGGGAGAGACAUUUAUUCAGCCAAGAGAAAUUGGUGAAAAUGACUGUGGAAGAGCUUCAUCAGCUGAAGUCCCAGCUGCUGCUUCAGAUUCAAGAGGUGUUUGAAAAUCUUUCAGUAGCUGUGCAGGAGAAGGACUCAUUGACAUCCCAGCUCCAUGUCCGCCACAUUGCCAUUGAGCAGCUCUUUAAGAACUGCGGCAAACUCCCAUGGCUUCAGAUUGGUCGUGCAGGGGUCAAAACCAACAAUGCCUCAGUGGAGUGAAGUGUGAGUUGUUCCUGGUGGAUUAAAGAACAGUCUCCAGGUUUGUGGAGAGCAGAAAAAAGGUUAUACUCGAGUCAUUUGCUUUUCACUCCCUGUGAAUCUUUUUAUUAAAAGGGUUGAGAAGUUUAUUGUCUCCUGUUCAGAAACGGCAAGAACAAUUUUGAAAGAGAUUUAACACGUGAAAUUUUGGACCUUCUUUAAGCUGGACCUGUGUUUACUAUGCAGACUGAGGUCAGACUGACCAUGGCCUCAUCAACAUUAACUUGAAUAACGUUUUUAUUACUUUUGUUAUGAAAUGUUUUAACAUUUCUAUUUAUUGCUCUUUUUUGUUUUGUUGUUUUAGUACCUUUUUUUUUAUAGCAGCAGAUGUCUCUAUAACUGUGUUUGAAAGAGUCUGGUGGGUUGGGCUCUGGUGUAACUGUGGUAAUGGUUGCUUAGUUAUGAAGGGGGUGAUUUCUCUCUGAUUGCUGCAGUGGGAUUGUGGUUUAUAAAACACUUUUCUCUGUUGUGUACCAGUGCAAAACAAUAUAAAGAUUGGAUAUUUAAACCUUAGGCUUCCACAAGAUGUUUGACAAUGCCACUGAAUCUGCUACAAUUUGAUUUAUUAGGCUCUUGUAGAUACCUGGGAAUCUUUGCUCAAAAUUUAGGGUCUGCUGUUAAUUGUAAAUGAUGAUGAUGUAGAGAAGGACUUAUUCAAGUAUCACAGUUAUAGUCAAAGCUCCUUGCUAAUCUUGUUAAGACAUUAGAUUUUAGUUCUUGUGAUCGUUGCCUGGUUUCAUUUCAAGCUAAGCUUUUGAAUCAAUGCACUGCUUUUUUGUGAGUCUAAAAGUCCCCUUUAUGCUCUUCCUAGGUAGGUUAGGAUAUCAUUGGUUAUCCGAUAAUCAAAUAUUCCUGUAUGUUUAAUUACUUGAGGCUGUUUAAUAGGGAUUUUAUGCACCUUAAAAGGGCCUAACCAAAGUCUUGCCAUAAGGUAACAUAAUUUAGUGUUUAUUUUUUUUUAAGUGUAGUUGGAUGAAUGAAAGGACAUUUAUGCACAUUUUCAUUUCCUUGAGAUCUUUUUUUAGCCUUUAAAUAUGUCAUCAUUUUUUUAAAUUGUGAACUUAAUAUGUAGUGUUUAUUUAUUUAGAAACUUACUGUAUAAUAUUAUUUUAGAAUUUCAUACAUUUUGCCCAAGAUAAACUCUUGAGGUGAGGGCGCCAUCUGGUGGUUGUACCAAAAACUCUUCACAAUUAGAUCACUUAAUGCAGCCUACUGACAGCAAAUUGACACUGAACUUUAUUUUUUUUAAACAUAGCUGUUUGAAUGUGUCAUUUUAAAUGUAAAAAGUAUUUUGUUUAGAGAAAAAAAUGCUUCUCUUUGUAAGAGACAUAUUUUACUUGACCCAAUAGUGGGUUGUAUGAAAAGUGUUGUGCAUGUUUGGUGCUUGAUAUGCUAUACAAAGUUGAACUGUGUUCUCAUCAGCAUUAUUGUAUGCAUGUCAGUUCUGCUUAUAUAUAACUGUAAAGCUGUCAGAUUUUGUGUUGAAUUUUAUAGUUUGAGUCUUAAAGCCCAUGUACUUUUUCAGGCUAAUAACAAUGGAUUGAGAAUGCAGACUUUGGAUUUCAACAGAUAUCUGGGGCUACAGGGUUACAUACAAACUGCCUACCAAAUCAAUUGUUAAUUUAAAGUAAUGUUUUGGCACAUACAAUUGUGAGUUUGAGCACAUACAAUUGUGAGUUUGGUGUUCAGUUUUCUUUUUAUUUUUAAAUGUGUGUUUGGUUUGGUUUGGUUUGGUUUGGUUUGCAUAUUGUGUGGUUUUGUGUUUGUUUCUCCAACAGCCCAUGCAAUAAUGUGUGAUUGUGUGGUGGUCUGAGUGAUGAUUCAUAUGUUAUCUUUAAAACCAGUAAAUAAAUAUACACAAUAUUUUAUUAAA